Messenger RNA from Coniophora puteana RWD-64-598 SS2, 789 nucleotides. Its product is annotated as alpha beta-hydrolase. The record is from RefSeq and is a predicted model, not a curated record. The coding region runs from base 1 to 789 and encodes 262 amino acids. Lineage: Eukaryota; Fungi; Basidiomycota; Agaricomycetes; Boletales; Coniophoraceae. Gene Ontology annotation, biological process: lipid metabolic process. The transcript is spliced from 5 exons.
AUGCAUCCGUCUAAAGUACUUGCUCUUACCCUUUACGGUGUUCUCAGCGCUAUCGCAGCUCCAAUCGAGGACUGGGUGACCACGCUAACCCAAAUCUCUGAGAGCGCUCUCGAAAGCUGGGCUCCGUACACCCAGCUCACAAAGGCUUGUGAUGCCGUCCCUGGAUUCGAGCCUAGCCUUGCCGCUGGAGACGGAAAUUAUGUCCAAUACUACUUUGUUGGGUACUGGCCCACCAACAACGCUGUUGUUGUGGCGCACCAAGGGAUAGAUCCCUUGAAAUUCGAAUCACUUUUCAUAGACAUUGAAAUCGUGCAGACACACCUCGAUUCGGCUCUCUUUCCCGGCGUCCCCAGCAAUGUCAUGGUGCAUGAGGGUUUUGCUGAUGAGCCUGCCAAGACGGCUCAGAUCAUUCUUGCUGAGGUCCAAAACCUCGGCCUCAUCUCGCAGCAUGGUGCGACAGAGGUUUUCAUCGUUGGCCACUCGCUUGGCGGUGCUCUAGCAGAGCUUGAUUGCCUCUAUUUGACGCUCAAUUUACCUUCGAACAUCCACAUCAAGGGACAAACGUACGGCACGCCACGCGUUGGCAACCCUGCCUAUGCAUCAUCUUUCGACAGUAGGAUCAACGACUUCGUUCGCAUUAAUAACGUCCGAGACCCCAUCCCUACGCUUCCGGGGGAAUUCUUAGGGUUCUCCCACGUCCAAGGCGAGAUCCACAUCGUCUCUGACUCGGCAUCGGAUACAAGCGACGUGGCUUUACGAGUGCCCCGGCAACGACGAUGCUACGGAUGA